This is a messenger RNA of Schistosoma curassoni, 5384 nucleotides long. The record is from the annotation of a GenBank genome assembly. NCBI's taxonomy places the organism in Eukaryota, Metazoa, Platyhelminthes, Trematoda, Strigeidida, Schistosomatidae.
GUGUGAGGUUGAAGGUCAGCCGAAAACAGGUGUAGAUGGAGAAUGCGGUUCCUGAAUUCGCUCGUCGUUUGUACAAAGAGUGGCGUGAUUUUACUGCUGAACCAGUCGAAGGUAUCCAGUUGAUGCUCAAUGACCAAGAUAUGACGGAAGUCCAAGUCAGUUGUAUUUCUGUCUUCUAAUUUGUCAGGUCGUACUUGACGGUCCUGUUGGUACCCCUUAUGAUGGUGGCAAAUUCCGUCUGAAGAUGUUGAUCCCUAUGCAGUAUCCGAUGGAACCGCCGAAGGCUUACUUUUGCACGAAGAUAUUCCACCCAAACAUAGCACCAAACACCGGAGAGGUUUGCGUAAACACACUGAAGAAGGAUUGGAAAUCCAAUUUAGGACUACGACAUAUCCUUCUAACUAUAAGGUGUUUGUUGAUAGAACCCAAUCCAGAGUCAGCUCUUAAUGAGGAGGCUGGAAAAUUGCUAUUAGAAGAUUACAGUGAGUUUGUGGCAGAAGCUCGGCUCCUCACAGAAGUACAUGCUUACUGGCACGUUCGGGAACAAGCGAAAGUCAGUAGUCAGAAGAUGCAUCAAGACGACCAUGCAAGUGUCGAUAUGUAAGUUGACUCAGCACGUGUAUAAACUUGAUGUUAAUACGUAAUCUAAGCUUACAAUUCAAUAUUUACAAGGCCGCAGAAAAUCUGCAGUCAGAAGACAUAAUCAGUAUUUUUUAGUAUCGCUUAUUGUAUUCUCCCGAGUUGUUUAAGGUUUACCACCUAAUUUUAUCUCUCCUAAGUUUUAGUUGUGUUCCUCUCGAUUUUCGUGACAGUUUUGUGCAAGCCAUGUUACAAACUCCGUUUAUCUCCUUUCAGUAUUAUAUUUUAUAACUAAAGGCUGUCAUAUCGAACGAAAACGAAGGGUAUUGUCUGUAUGGGAUUCCGAUGGUAGAUGCGUUAGAUAUUUAUUUGAACCUCUUCUGAAACUUUAUUCCUUGUUGCAGAUUUAGGCGUAGGGUUGAUGACAGUUAGGUACCACUGACACUUAUCAGGUCAAAGACCAGAAAAGUCAGACAAGACUACUUUCAUUAUUUUGGUCGCGAUAUGUAUUAGUAAUCAUAUAAAUGAAAUUCCAUGGGCUGCGCAGUAUAGCGUUUCGUGUUUAGGUUUUCUUUGAGCUUUCACAAAUGCUUUCUUCCAUGUAGUCUGGUCAUGGUACAUGUGUCCCGAUUGUAUCCUUUAUCCUAUUUAAAUUAUUUGUUAGUUCUAGUUAUGGUUAUGUAAGUUACUUUUCAGGGUUAUUUUUUCAGUCGUUGAUACUAUUGUUGGAAGUUUGCGAACUAAUUCCAACUCAGACUUUUUGCACAGUAAAUAAAUGUAACUGAUGUAAAACGUGUUAAUAUAAAUAAUAUUGAGUAACGUAAUCAGAGUAUUAGCUGUGGGUUGUCUUUUCCUAAAUUUCUCAUAAAUUGAUUUUUAUCCAAUUAAAAUACAUUAGCUCAUAAAGACCUUCAGUAGUAACGGUUUUUUAACGUUUGUAACCAUGAUCUAGUAACUUUUCACAGAACAACAUAAAAUUACGUGAUAAACUCCGCAUUGUUCUCAAAGUCUCGGUAUUUCGCUGUUAUCUCAUUUCAGGUCAGGCAAUUCGACUGAUGCGCGUACACAUUCUAAAGUGACACAACGCAACAACUCAUCAUUUCGUAAAGCGCUCAAACGGUUGUAGUACCUAAGAGCGCAAUGCUCCCUGAAUGAAGACUUGUAAUGAAUAAUCUAUACCUUGUGCAUUUAUGUAAAUUAUAUGAUAAUUGUACUUUAGCUUACUUUUAAUUCCUACCACUGAAUAUUUUGGUCGAUAACACAAAAACAGUAGCUGAAUUUAUUACCACGUGAAUCAACCUAUUAGUGAAAAUAUGAUCUAAUUACAUCAAGCUACAUUUUCCGAACCCUAAUCAAAGAUCUAAAUUAUUAGACGUGCAUAACACCUAUGAAAUGCGGGAUGAUUAGUACGAGCAAACUCGUGUUUUAGAAACAGUUAACUUAUUUCCUCCCAGUUGUAGAGAAAGAGGUCUGUUAACCCAGAUGACCUACAACAUUCAUUGUAGUGAGGAUGUUAAGAUGUGUAUCGGGCUGUGUGAUGUUUAAAAUCCAGAACUGUUCUGUUUUACGACUGAAAUUAAACAGCUGAAGAUAAAGAACAUAUAGUUAUAUGCAUUUGACUAUCAGUGUUGUUGACGGGACCAUGAAGUACACAAUGCUAACGAGAAACGUUGGGAAUUACGGUGUUAAUCUGCACUGACUAAGGUGAUCAGGAGAUAUUUUGCAUUUUGAGAUGUAUAUAACAAUUUAUAUGGAGCAGAUCUACAACGGUAGAAACCUGAAAAUAGUCAAACUGACAAGUUGGACAACUACGUGUGAUACCGACCUGCAUAGAGUAUUGCGUAAUCUGUGGUCAUCGUUACGAAACUCAGUAGUUUGACAACCUAAUAUUGCAUCGAUUUACAUGAUGUGAGCGUAGACUAUUAUCGUAAAUCCUAAUCAUCUUAUGGUUGUGUUUAAUUACCCUGUUAACAUUUUUCUCUAUCUUAUCAAGCUUUGUAACCUGAAUCAGUGCAUUAUACUGCUAUAGGUUUUAAAAAGAUCUUUUUUUUGUCUAUAAAAAUAAGCUAUGAAGUUCUAAAUAACUUGGAAACUAAUUAAUUGGUCAAUAAAGAGAUAACGAAGUAAUGCUUAGGUACGAUGAGUUGGAUGUCAACGUAUGUCAGUGGAAACGGAAAAACCAGUAGCCAUUUGAAAUUUUAUUUUAUUACAGUCCAUGAUUUUUUUCAGCCGAACACCCUAAUAAUCAGUAAAAUCCAUGCAGAAACAACAAUAUGAUUAUGCCAUCCUGAUAUUCUUGGAAGAGCAGGUAGUUGAUAGUUUAAAAUUGAUCUAGUUCUUUCAAAGUGAAUUCUUUUCUAAACAGUAUUUAGAUUAUUUAGUGUUUGUAAAUAUAAUUCAUUCGCCAAAUAUAAGGUUAAACUAUUCGGAUUCGGGCCACACCCGUUAGGUCAAACCGAAAUAGGUGAUAUGAUGCGCGAAUUUACAACUUACACCUAACUAAUAGUUUAAUAUUUCUGAAAUACACAAGCACUGUGUUCUAUCGGUAACUAGUACAAUUGGCGUAAGAGAAAAACGGAAAUUACUUUGAACAAGGUCUGAUGCAAAGCCCAGGAAUCAGGCCAAACUUUCAACUAAUUGAAGAAUAGGUGACCUAACCAAACUAUUUUUUUCCAAAUCGCCUGACAUUACAUCAUGUUUACCUUGUGUUCAUUUGCUGUAUAUGAACAUGUUUCACUACAUCUGCUUAGUGGUCUUGUUUCUGAUUUCUAACUAUUCAUGGAAUUAAGUCAAUAAUACAGUCUUGUGAGUGGCCAUCACUUAACCACAUCAUAUCGUUCUGUUCACCUAUCGUUUAACAUUUUACCUAUUGAUUUCAAUCUGAAAUCCUGCCUCACCAACUAUAACAAGAACACUAUAAAAAUUGUUAAAAUGACUAGUAAAACAAAUGAAUCAAUUUAAACAAAACGAAAACUAUGGACAGAAGAUAUUCGUUGAAAUCAUUCAAACCCUAACAAUGUAGUAGAAAACAACAGAAAUUUACAGUGCUAAGUGUUAUUUUGUAUCACAUUUUUGCAAUGAUUUUAGCAAGUAUAAAGUGAUGUUUAUUGCAAACAAAAGUGCUUACUAGAAAGCAAAUAAAUUUAAGGAAAGUUACAAUAUAUAGAAUUGCAAAAUUACUACUCGGUGCGUGUUUUUUUUUAAAAAAGGCAAAAGAUUACACACUAUACAUGUGUUGUGACAAUAUGGACUUGAAAAACAUUAUAAGAGAUCAAAAAUAUUUGAUGAUAACUCUAAAGCUGAUAAUGAUAAUUGGAUCGGAGACAAACAAGUAGAUUUUGAGCAAUGCGUUGUGUUUGUAUUUAAAAAAUGGUUGGACUUAACCUAUUAUUCAUAUAAAAUAUUAGAAACAGUAUUUAUAUCCAUGUAUGGACUUAUGAAAUAACUGGCGGUGGGGUUACUGGUCCGAAUAUUUCCUCUACAUGUGUAAGCAAAUAUUCUAUACAUGGGACCUGUACAGACUUAAGUGCUCUAUAUGCGACAGACUCUACUUCUGGCCAAAUUAAACUAGGUCCGAAAACAAUAGCCAAAUUGUAAGAAUGCAUUUGGUUGAUACUGGACAAUUGCAUUACUCUAACAAAUGAAAAAGUACAAUACAAAGAAAUGAAGUUUAUUGAAAACAGAUUUUAAGAAAGUUAUGUGCAAGCUUAUUUAAACAACCCUCAACUUUUAAUGUAAAUAAAGGAUUCUAUGUUUAUACGCGUUAUGACCAAGAACUAAAUAAAUCAAUGUUACCUUAUUUCCUCUGUCAGUAUAUCGAUAAGACACUAUUCUAGUAUGGGUAGUUAAAGAGCUUCGAUUAAAAUACAAUGGAAUAAUCUCCAAGUCACCAAUAAUGUACUCAAACUUAUCGAUUUUCUCUUUGACUUCACUCAUCUCUAAGAACUCUUCAACUCUCACUUCAUAUGGAUGAGAUAUAACUGGUCAGUCUGAAAUAGUGUUCUUGAUCUCCAAAUACCAUGUAACAACUUUUGAAGUUGAUACUUUAACUUUCACCAGCUGGAAUCUUUAAAAUCCUUUUUAGAAUGUGUAUUGUUUUGAAAAAUGCAUAAAACACUUAUUCCUGUUGACUUAAUUCACCUGAAGUUAUAUGUUUAGAAUUCAAUUUGUGGAUGUUUGAAUCAUCUGGAAAUCUUGAUAUCCUUGAUUUUAAGGAAAUAACGUGACGACGACAAAGAAACAUUUGGAGUGAAUUUCAUUCGGUAGUGGCACAAGCAAUUUUUGACUGAGUGGUUUCAUGAGGAUGAUUUAAAACCUACAUAGAGUUCUAUGUCCAAGCAAUGUACAAGAAGUUAUUAAUUGUAAAUCGAACCUCUAGAUGAAUACUGUUAUUUCAUAUGGUUUGAAAUUAUUCGCGGAUGCGGUAGUGCAUUCGUUUUUCCUUGCUUUAAGAACGCAACACCACACAACAGCAAUACAUAACAUUACAAGUGGUCGGUCACAUGCGUAUGGGAUAUCAAUGGCGGCUUGCAUAGCUGGAUGCUAACAACUAUAACCGAUGAUGCGUGUCAUGGGUCAGUAUGCUAUUGUUGCACUAGUCCUCUUAAGUUUGCAGAUAGGCUCUUGCUGAUAUAGUGGCAACUACAAAAAGACCUUGGUCUAUGUCGAUUGUUUACAGUUCUAUUUUGAGAGACUAUUCCGAAUUAAGAACGUUUGGAAGAUGUCUCCUAAUACGGUAGGGAUCUGGGCGACUAGUCCGCACAACAUUUGAACAAUGGAAAUAUCAUGUGAUUGAGGAGUGAGAG